CCAGUACAGAGUAAUUAACAUUACAAAGGUUGUAUGUUAAUGCAUGUUUAUGGGAUAAAGGAAUAUACAGAGAUCGAGAUGUCAGAGAAACACGGCAUUGAGGAUUUCAAGGAGAAGGUGAUCGUGCCUGAAAGGCGCGAGGAGGUAAAGGCACGUUACGAAAAAUUUCAGAAACAAGCAAAGUCAGCGAUGAAGAAAGAACUAGACGUGAAUAGCCUGAGCAUCGUCUUGUGCGUGUUAUUGACCAUUUCAAGUACAUGCUUUGGAGCUUCAGUAACUAUUGACGGGAAGGAUGUUGACUGUGCGUUAAAUUGUACUUGCUGUAAAGGAGGUGUCACAGCAUGUGCAAAUAAUGUUUGUUUUCAUGGCUGUGUUGAAGGAAUAUAUGGUUACAGAUGUCACCACCCGUGUCGUGGAAAUUGCUCUAAGUGUUCACAAGAAUCAGGUCGCAAAUGCUACACCUGCAAGGAAACAUUUUUUGAUACAAAAAGUUAUUGCAACAAGACCUGUGCUUAUCAGAACUGUCGAUGUACUAAACCGGAUGGAUGUGAUUCUUGUAAGGCGGGAUUUUAUGGCGUGAGCACCUUCUGUCAAACACAUUGUCCUUUAAAAUGUGGGAACGGGGUUUGUAACGAUGAUGGAAGUUGCAGAAAUGUUUGUGUGAAUGGGAAUGGGGGUCAAACAGAUAUGAUUAAAGAAUGUCUCAAUUGCUCACAAAAUAACAGCAUAUGUACACAAUGCGCUAAGGGAUUUUAUCCAGAUAUACAUGGCAAUUGUACAACAUGUAGUAAAACUUGUAUCGAUAAUUUAUGUGAUGCAAGCAGUGGUCGAUGUGCUGCAGGAUGCGUUGAAGGAUAUUGGGGUGAACAGUGUGAUGAACGUUGUACUAUUCUUUGUAAGACUUGCGACAGAUUGACCGGUUAUUGUAAUACGUGUGUACUAACAUCUUUACACGGGUUAUACUGCAAUUCAACAACUGCUGCUUCUGGAGUCAGUGUUGGAAUAACUGCAGUGAUAGGAGUCAUUGCUCUCUUAGUAGGGGGAAUGACAUGUGCAUUGAUCAUAGCAGUUAUUCUGAAAUGGAGGCGUAGAGUAAAGAAAAGCAACACUGUAGUAAGUCAUGAACAGCGCCCAGCUGUUACAGGACAUUCAAAUAUGGGUGUCAGCACUGUAUACGAUGAAUUAAAAAAGAAUCCAGAUGGAACAACACAACAAGACGAUCAUCAGUAUAUAAUGAUUGAAGCCAACACUGUUCAAGUGGGUCACAUCGCACGUGGGGAGAAUGAGAGGAACUGCGAAGAUGUUGCUGGAAAUGUCUAUUACAACGUGCGGUAGAUCUUGUAUACGACAUAAUGGAAACUACAUAACCAACACAGUUUAUGACAACGUUAUUGUUAUUUUAGAAAUAACGACAAACGUUAUGAAGUGUAAACCAACAAACGGCAAGCGUAGCAUGAAUAAACUGAAAUAUUUACUUUUACUGUCAUGUAAAUUGGUUUUAAUCUAUAUACACUUGACUGUACAGUCGAACCCUGAUGGGUCGAACUCCCAGAGACCGGCAAAAAUUCAUCGAGCCUCGAAAAAUUCGAGCCAAGCGGGAUUAUUUACCUACAGUUAAAAUAAAUUGAUCAUUUACAUCUAGUUCGACCCAAUGAGGAAUUCGAGCCAAGCGAGUUCGAGCCAACGGGGUACGACUGUAUUAUUAUUAUUGAGCCUAUUCUAAAAAUAUCCCUAAAAAUAAUGAUAGUACAGAUGCAUUUUGAAUAUGUGUAUUGUUUAUAAAAAAUGCUUUAUUAUGUUACGACUAAAAUAAGUAUAUUGCAAAACAUAAAAAUGAUAUUUACAACUUCGCUCUCAUCAUCCAUUUAUGCCUUUGAUAAUUGAAUUAAGUUGCCAAAACUGUUGUUAGUGUUUUGAAUCAACGUGAAUUAGCGGGAAAACAUACUGAUUUGGAUAUUGUUUUAGUAUUCUGCUUUUUUUUAAACCAAAAGUAUAUGUUUCAUGGUCCAUUUUCACAGCUACAGCUACCCUCUUGAUUUUCAAAAUGUCCUUCAUUUAAAUUGUAAUGCAGGGCAUAAAUCAUAAACUAAGAGGACUACAGUUUGUCAUUCAACACUAUUACAUUGUGUAUCUUUAACAAAAACAUUGAACAUACUUGUACAAAUGUGUAUGUCAUUAUCGUUUGUUGUAAAUAAAUAAGUUGCAUAUAUCUCUUCCUUUAUUCCUCCGUUGUUUUCUAUGGUCAGCAGUUUGGAUGUGUUUGUUUGAUAAUGAAGAUACGUC
Mya arenaria is the source of this 2283-nucleotide messenger RNA. RefSeq names its product scavenger receptor class F member 2-like. The record is from RefSeq and is a predicted model, not a curated record. The coding region runs from base 34 to 1335 and encodes 433 amino acids. The transcript is spliced from 6 exons. Lineage: Eukaryota; Metazoa; Mollusca; Bivalvia; Myida; Myidae.